CUACGGGAGCGGUGCCGGGAGCUGCACUAGUUCUCGGCGGGGAAGGGGCAGGGCUCCGUGCUUGCUGCCCCGCGUCGCGGUACAGGGGGUGGGUGGUGCCGCCCUGCGCUGACAGGUCCCGGAGCUCCUGCCCCCUAUAACCUGGGGCUCCUGGGUUCCCGCGCUGAGGGGCGAGGCCCCCUUUGCGGACGGGGCUGUCAGUGUACGACAGGCAGCGCUGCUUGCGCCCACUCCCCCACUCAGUGUCCUGCAAGCGGAGAUUGGUGCUCGCCGGGCGGUGUACGACACUCGCUCCGGAAAGGGGAGCCUGGUUCCCAGCGAGGAGCGGAGAGCGGUACUUGGGGGUCGGUUGCAGUUGGGCUCUAAGGGUUUCAGCCGGCAGCUUGGACAAGCAAGAGCUGCAGAAUCAGAUCCAGGCACUGUGCACCCUGAGGGGUCUUAGGUCGUGCCCGGGUUUAUGAUUGUUACUGAGACGCUGCAGGGGGCUGUGAUGGAGGGCGUGUCAGGUCGCCACGACUUCUAUAUCGGACUAGGCCUAGCUCUAUCCUCAAGUAUUUUCAUCGGAGGAAGUUUUAUCCUAAAGAAGAAAGGGCUUCUCAAGUUGGCCAGCAGGGGCUCCAUUAGGGCAGGACAAGGAGGUCAUGCAUACCUGAAGGAGUGGCUUUGGUGGGCAGGACUACUGUCCAUGGGAGUUGGAGAAGCAGCAAAUUUUGCUGCAUAUGCCUUUGCCCCAGCAACACUAGUAACUCCACUGGGUGCAUUAAGUGUUCUAGUCAGUGCAGUUUUGUCGUCCUACUUUCUGAAUGAGCACCUGAACGUUCAUGGAAAGAUUGGCUGCAUCUUGAGCAUUCUGGGCUCCACAGUGAUGGUAAUCCAUGCUCCACAGGGGGAGGAGGUAUCCAGCCUGGAGUCAAUGGCAGAGAAGCUUAAAGAUCCAGGGUUUAUAGCCUUCGCAGUGUGUGUGCUGGUGAGCUCCAUUCUCCUUAUCUUCGUGGCUGGGCCCCGUUAUGGGCGGAGCAACGUUCUGGUGUAUGUUUUGGUCUGCUCUGCCAUUGGCUCGCUCUCAGUGUCCUGUGUCAAGGGCUUGGGCAUCACACUGAAGGAACUGUUUGCUGGGAAGCAGGUCCUGAAAGAACCGCUGGGCUGGAUACUCCUGAUUUGCUUGGUGAUCUGCAUCAGUGUCCAGAUUAACUACCUGAACAAGGCCUUGGACAUCUUCAAUACGUCUGUGGUCACACCUAUCUACUAUGUCCUGUUUACCACAGCUGUCAUGACUUGUUCCGCCAUCCUCUUCAAGGAGUGGCAACACAUGGUCCUACACAACAUAAUUGGCACUAUAAGUGGCUUUCUAACCAUAGUCUCUGGCAUUUUCCUUCUGCAUGCAUUCAGAGACAUCCCCUUCACCCCAGACCUGCUGCCCCUCUUCCUGAAGCAAGGAAGGGCAGAUCUGCAUACUCUUCGGAGGGGAGCAGAAAAACACCAGUCCUGUCUACACCAGCCUCUUCUGGGCCCAGAGGACAUCCACAAUGGUUCUCAGACUGUGGAGGAGGAAGGUGAAAGUGUAUAACAACUCAUGAACCUGUUGCCUGGGAGAGUCUGGAACUUCUACCCAACAGCUUUCUAGUCUCACUACUGAGCUCCCCUUGGUGAAUUUGCUAGAUCAGACUUCACCAGCUACAGCUGUGUUAUUGGGAAUAAGUAAAUGUCUGCUGCCUAUUCUGUGAGAGUGUUCUCUGCUUCCACUGCUGGGGACCUAAAAGGCAAGUGAAGAGACCUGAUUGCAAUUUCCAGCUGUUAAAAACAAAACCUGGAAAAGAUCCCUACCAACACUGUAACUUGAGUUUCCUUUGUAAGAACAUGCUGCAGCUGCUAUCAGGCCACAGACUUACGUGGGAAGAGACCCGGCAGUAACACACUAAUCCUUACUGAAUGGAAGGACCACUCAGUGUAGGUGGCCUUAACAACAAAGCUUUUUUAAAAUAUUUUUUUAAAUAUUUAAACAUUGUUUACAAAACAUUCUAGCCACAUGCUGAGAUCCUUGUAUGUUGUCCCUGCCCGUACAGCAACAAGGGAUAAUGUGUUUUAA
This is a messenger RNA of Chelonoidis abingdonii (Abingdon island giant tortoise), 2086 nucleotides long. RefSeq names its product magnesium transporter NIPA2-like. Lineage: Eukaryota; Metazoa; Chordata; Testudines; Testudinidae. The record is from RefSeq and is a predicted model, not a curated record. Gene Ontology annotation, biological process: magnesium ion transport. Gene Ontology annotation, molecular function: magnesium ion transmembrane transporter activity. Gene Ontology annotation, cellular component: membrane.